CUUUUUCACAUUGAAUGGGCUCAUAUUAUCAGAAUCAUGUUUUUCAUCAUCAAUGCAUCUUUUACUGUUGAGUGUAUUUAGCCGGUUUACAAGGAUUCAAUUAUAUUAAUGCUGAACAAUAGAACAGUGUCUUGGAUUUUAGAGCAUUCUUCCAAUAAAAAAUCAGUUCAAUUUCAGUUGAAAUGAAUAGAAAUAUUGAAUUGACGCAAGGCAAAAUAACAAUGCAUUAGACCAUAUCAAUAACAACCAUGACUUGCUUUGUCCUGGAUGGGCAAGUUGAUGAACUCUGGUUUUUGUUCUGGUACACUAGCUCUGCUUUAUUUUCUGCUUUCAACAAUGGGAGGCCAGGCCAACACUGAGCUACCAGAUGUCCUAAGGGGCAGCUACAAGGGGUCCUUUGCUUACAAGACUAUCUCAGAAAGAAUGCCAGUCAUUCUUACCAAGGUGAUAGAUCUAUUUCAUAGAGAGAAGAUCAACAUAGAGAACCAAUAUGGAGAUGCAGCCAAGGAGAAGCUGAAACAGAUCAACGGCAGCCUGUCGGAGCUCAAGAGCACCAUGCAGCGCAACAAGCCGCUGCAGCCGCUGGCGGGCGCCGGCGCCGACGUGCCGCUGUGGAACCGCCUGCUGGAGGAGCAGUGGGUCGACGGAGAGCCGCCCGUCUGGUUUGACGCGCCCUGGCUCUUCGUCGAGUGCUACAUGUACCGACGCGUCCGGGAAAUACUCGAAAAUAGCGGCGAGCUGCGGGAUUACGACUACUUUGGUCAGCAGAAGCGGGACACCCUGGAGGCCUCGAUGGCCGCCAUCGAGCUGCUGGGAGAACACCUGCUGGAGAUGGUGGCCGACCCGGCGGCACUCUCCGGCCAGCAGGUCAAACGGGCCUUCUCAGACUUCAUCGGGAUGUCUCUGUGGGCGAACAAGAACGACCUGUCGAUCAGUGCCGGGGCGCACGUCUCGCAGGAGGCGUCUCCGCUGGUGCAGCUGGUCGAACUCAACCACCGAGUGCUGGUCAAUGAUAGUGAGCAGGUGUUCGCGCAGCUGCGGAGACUCCGGGACAAACGCGACGUCAGAAUCGACAUUGUGAUGGAUAACGCCGGUUUCGAGCUGUUCUCGGACCUGUGUUUGGCCGACCUGCUCACCUCCCUGGGUAUCGCUCAGCGGAUGUCGUUCCACAUCAAGGCGCACCCGUGGUACGUCUCGGACACCACGCCGGCAGACGUGCGGCACACACUGCAGCACAUGCAGUCGGCCGAGGGUAAACCCGCCCUCCGCCGGCUCGCCGAGCGGUGGCAGGGGUACCUGGACGCCGGCACGUGGGUGUUUGAGACGGAUACCUUCUGGACCUCUCCCUUACCCUUCAGCAGGAUGGCCAGCGAGGCGCCGGAGCUGUACGCCCACCUCCAGGGGGCAGAUAUGAUCAUCUUCAAGGGCGACCUCAACUACCGCAAGCUACUCGGUGAUCGGAACUGGCCGCACAGCACGGGGUUCUGUGCUUCCCUCGAGGGGUUCCACCCGGCGCCGCUGAUGGCGCUGCGGACCAUGAAGGCGGACCUGGUGUCGGGCCUGGCCCCGGAACGGGAGGCGCUGACCGCGGGUGACCCCAGCUGGAUGGUGUCCGGGGAGUGGGCGCUCAUACAGCUCUGUGAGUGCACCGACACCGCGCGGGGCGGCGAUGAGCUGUGACUGAGCGGGGAAACCGGCGGACGGUGAGGUGGACUAGUCAGGGAGAGCGGUGUGGGGUGGGUGACGGGGUUAUAUGUUACCGAAGUGUUCUGUGGAGAUUAUUAACUGUGGAACUGCUAUUGUCAGUUAUUGCACCGCUGUGCAGUGUUCAAUGUAAAUCGGGACUGCCCAAAACGUUUGUGAUAAACUACGAUUAAGUGUCACAGUUGUAAAUGUACAGUUGUACGCUUAAUCGUACAUCACAGUUCACUAUCUCCUCUUGUCAAUGUGUGCUGAACUGCUGAGGAUUGAGGGAAUGCUGAAUUGUGUGAAAUGUGGACUGUGAGGCCGUUACCUGGCCCACGUUCCGCUUCUUUCAAAGAUGCAUGAAUCCUCUCUCAAACUCGAGAUUCAUUUAUUAUUGCCGUUUUGAACUCUCGCAAAUACAAGUGCAAUGCUCAGGACUUCAGAA
Molecule: messenger RNA, 2131 nt
Organism: Amphibalanus amphitrite
Lineage: Eukaryota; Metazoa; Arthropoda; Thecostraca; Balanomorpha; Balanidae
Product: damage-control phosphatase ARMT1-like
Exons: 7
Coding region: 268-1680 (470 amino acids)
Biological process (GO): DNA damage response
Cellular component (GO): nucleus; cytoplasm
Molecular function (GO): phosphatase activity
Source: RefSeq, a predicted model, not a curated record